Molecule: messenger RNA, 660 nt
Organism: Arachis ipaensis
Lineage: Eukaryota; Viridiplantae; Streptophyta; Magnoliopsida; Fabales; Fabaceae
Source: RefSeq, a predicted model, not a curated record
AUGGCUAGAAAUUUUGAUGAUAUGUUUAAUGAGGCUUUGUAUGGUAAAAGAAGAUGGCGAGAUAAUACACUCAUGGAUAAUUGGAUCUAUGAGUGUUUAUUCGAUUAUUCAGAAGAAGAUAUCGAUAGAAGCUCUAUCCCAAAUCCUCGUAGAUGGAUCAACAAAGAUCGAGAAGCAGGACAUGAUCGCCUUUUUCAAGAUUACUUUGCAGAUGAGCCGAUAGGGUCGGUGAAACUGGAAAAAGAGGCCUGUCACCACUCCAAAAAUGAGAUACAGAUAUUAGCAUAUGGCGUAGCAGCUGAUGCUGUUGAUUAUUAUGUGCGCAUAGGCGAGAGAACUACAUUUAAAUUCUUGGAAAAAUUUGUUGAAGGUGUCAUUUCGGUGUUCGAGGAUGAAUACUUGCGAAAAUCAAAUUCAAAUGAUGUACGACACCUGCUACAAAUGGUGGAGGGUUGUGGCUUUCCUGGCAUGUUAGAUCAUUCACCAGUGUUCGUUGAUAUUCUAAAUGACCGUGCUCCGGAGGUAAAUUAUACUAUUAAUGGUAAUAAUUAUACUAUGGGAUACUAUUUAGCAUAUGGUAUUUAUUCUGAAUGGGCCACAUUUGUCAAAUCAAUCUCAAAGCCACAAGGGGAGAAACGCAAGUUAUUUGCACAAUAUUAA